Molecule: messenger RNA, 1817 nt
Organism: Emys orbicularis (European pond turtle)
Lineage: Eukaryota; Metazoa; Chordata; Testudines; Emydidae
Gene: MAP2K7
Product: mitogen-activated protein kinase kinase 7
Exons: 16
Coding region: 36-1817 (593 amino acids)
Biological process (GO): protein phosphorylation
Molecular function (GO): protein kinase activity; ATP binding
Source: RefSeq, a predicted model, not a curated record
UCUGGCUGCGAGGCGGCGCUGGCUCCGGGGGGAAGAUGGCGGCGUCCUCGCUGGAGCAGAAGCUGUCCCGCCUGGAGGCCAAGCUGAAGCAGGAGAACCGGGAGGCCCGGCGGAAGAUCGACCUGAACCUGGAGAUCAGCCCGGCCCGGGCCCGGCCCAUUAUUGUGAUCACUCUAAGCCCUGCUCCCGCUCCGUCCCAACGAGCAGCCCUGCAGCUCCCCCUGGCGAACGAUGGCAGCAGCCGCUCCUCUUCCUCGGAGAACUCUCCCCAGCAUCAAACGCACCAGCCGCGCCCCCGCCACAUGCUGGGCCUGCCCCAGCCAUCCUUCCCCAUCCCCAGGAGCAUGGAGAGUAUAGAGAUAGAUCAGAAGCUGCAGGAAAUCAUGAAGCAAACGGGUUACCUGACCAUAGGAGGGCAGCGGUACCAAGCAGAGAUCAAUGACCUGGAGAACCUAGGCGAGAUCGGCAGCGGGACGUGCGGUCAAGUGUGGAAGAUGCGGUUCAAGAAAACGGGACACAUCAUAGCCGUGAAGCAAAUGCGCCGCUCAGGUAACAAGGAGGAGAACAAGAGGAUCCUGAUGGACCUGGAUGUGGUGCUGAAAAGCCACGACUGCCCCUACAUUGUCCAGUGCUUCGGGACCUUCAUCACCAAUACAGACGUCUUCAUUGCCAUGGAGCUGAUGGGCACAUGUGCGGAGAAACUCAAGAAACGCAUCCAGGGGCCCAUCCCAGAGAGGAUCCUGGGGAAGAUGACGGUGGCGAUUGUCAAGGCGCUCUACUACCUGAAGGAGAAGCAUGGCGUCAUCCACCGAGACGUCAAACCCUCCAACAUUCUGCUAGACGAGAGGGGGCAGAUCAAGCUGUGUGACUUCGGGAUCAGCGGGAGGCUGGUGGACUCGAAGGCCAAGACCCGGAGUGCGGGCUGCGCGGCGUACAUGGCGCCUGAAAGGAUAGACCCUCCUGAUCCCACCAAACCAGACUACGAUAUCCGAGCGGAUGUGUGGAGCCUGGGCAUCUCGCUGGUCGAACUGGCUACCGGUCAGUUUCCCUACAAGAACUGUAAAACGGACUUUGAGGUGCUCACCAAGGUCUUGCAGGAAGAUCCUCCCCUGCUCCCAAACAACAUGAGCUUCUCCGUGGACUUUCAGUCCUUCGUUAAAGACUGCCUUACUAAAGAUCACAGGAAGAGACCAAAGUACAACAAGCUACUUGAACACAACUUCAUCAAGCGUUACGAGACACUGGAAGUGGACGUGGCGUCUUGGUUCAAAGACGUCAUGGCCAAGACCGAGUCGCCCCGCACGAGCAGCAUCCUCAGCCAGCACCACCUGCCUUUCUUCACCAGGACCAGCUCCCCCAUCCCCCCGUCGGAUCGGGGAGCCUCGCACACCGGGACCGCGAGGGAUGGCGGCAGCUUGGAGCCCGAUCCUGCUGCUGCUGCUGCUGUGGGCCCAGUCGGCAGCCGCCUGGCGCUGGGCCCUGUGCCGGCCCAGCCCACUGUCCACUCGCCACCCUGUGCUGGGCUUCUGGGAGCGGAUCCACGCAGGCUCGGGCUGCGCCAGCCGGGGGCGCUCAGCCUCGGGCCGGGAGGUGCAUGUGCUUGUCCUACGGGGGCCAGCGGGGAGGAUGGGAGCCAGACAGGUGAGCCUAGAACUGGGCCCAGCCCCCCCUGGCAGAGCCCCCAUCUUCGUGCUCAGCUCCCCGGCGCCCGUGGUCUGGAGCCUCCAAAUGGCCCAGGUGUCUCUUGGGGAGCAAUGGACCUUCCAGGUCUCCCUGGGGUCCAGAGUCUCGGCCCUUGGGGGUGUCACUGUCACUGA